Molecule: messenger RNA, 997 nt
Organism: Ooceraea biroi (clonal raider ant)
Lineage: Eukaryota; Metazoa; Arthropoda; Insecta; Hymenoptera; Formicidae
Product: coiled-coil domain-containing protein 124
Biological process (GO): transcription by RNA polymerase II
Cellular component (GO): nucleus
Molecular function (GO): transcription coactivator activity
Source: RefSeq, a predicted model, not a curated record
AAUUUUCUCUGCUGCAAGUACUCUAGUAACAUUUGUAUUUGAUAGUGUGGUAGAUGUGGCUAGUCAGUAAAACUGACAGAAUGUUAGAGAUGGUAAAGUAUAGAGUAGAAAAUGUCGUACUCUCGCGAUAGAUGAUCGAGUCUUUUUUAGGCUCUAAGGAAUCGACCAAUAUGCCGAAGAAAUUCGUAGGUGAGAAUAGUAAGGCGGUUGCCGCCCGAGUCAGAAAAGCGGCAGCCAAAGAAGCUGAAACUAUAAAAAAAGCAAUGGAAGCUGAAGAUAAAGCUUGGGAGGAUAAUAAUAAACAACUAUUGAAGAAGAAACAAAAACAAGAAGAGCUCGAGAAGAAACGACAGCAGCAAUUAGAGAAAAAGGCAGAAGCGAAAGCUCUGCUUGAACAGGAAAUGGCCACUAUAAAAGUCGGUGGCAAACAGUCAGCGUCUAAGAUUACCAGAGCUGAAAUUGUUGCUGUUACUGAGAAACGAAAUCAAGUAGCUUUGAAGAAGAAAGAAGAAGAAAACCCAAUCGAGGAGAACUUGAAUAGAUUAACUUUGGAGGGUGAAAUUGCUCAAAAUAUAGACGAAGCUAUAUCUAUUUUGAGUACAAAGGAUCCUGAAAUUGAUCGUCAUCCAGAGAAACGAUUGAAGGCUGCAUUCGCGAGCUUUGAGGAAAAAAUGAUGCCGAUAAUUAAAGAACAAAAUCCUACAUUAAGGUUGAGUCAAUUGAAACAAGUACUUAGGAAGGAGUGGAUGAAAUCGGCUGAGAAUCCGCUUAAUCAAAAGUUACUAAAUCGCUGAUAACGAUAUGUCUCGAAUGCGUGUAAUAUCUGUUUGUGCAUCACUGACUGAUCUAUAGUUUAAUUUCGUUAUGUCUGAUUUAAUAAUAAUACCUUUUGCAAAGAUAUAACCAGUACUAUACACAAUUUUAUUUGUAAAAUGUAUAACUUAUAUUUAGAAAUAUUGUAUACGAAAUAACGAUACAUAAAUGAUCUUUGGUAAAA